GUAUCUCUGCCGACUCUAGCUACACAAGUUCACAAGUCAACUGAGUCCGUUGAGUGUUGUAGACUAGACCUGUACACUGGCUGUAGCUCUACUCCUAGAUUUUCAUUUCUUGAGUGUGGGACAACACAAACAGUAACAGUUACCUCGGCUCUACUUCUGUGAACAACCUACUACUGUACUAGUUUGUGAACCUACCCGUCUUGGCCGAACUCACUUUUGUUGCUCCGUCGAGUCCCACAGCCUUCUGAAGUGCAUUGGCAGCAGGGAGUAGCACACGCUGUGUCCUGGGCUAGGAUAGAGUCAUUUUGAGGCCCGUGCGAGUGCGGAGCACAGUUUCUGUUCAGGAAGUGAUUGCCGCCGCUUCUGCGUCAAGCACUCUUUCACAUUGACCCUGGCCUGGAAAACCUACGGCGAGAGUGUGUGCGUUUGAAGUAGAUCAGCAACUAGCAGUGCUGCCUGCUCUUUUGCCGCUGCCUCCUCGCAGUACUACGGACACGGGCAAUUUAGCAACCGAAGUUCCGAACUCCGGCUGCUGUUGCCGCUUCUGCUUUCUCUCCGACUCUGAAAAGUAAUUUCCGCGCAUUACAGUUGCGUCUGUGACACUUGCAAAGAAGGCGAAGAUGGCUCUUGUUCCUCAUAGAAGUCCAUUUGUUUUCCUAAUAAUCUCUAGUAUUCUAUGCUGUGCGCAAGCACAGCUUCCUGGGGGCGGACCUCUCGAAGAAUUCCAUGUAUCUGGCUCCAAUGUAACGGCCGUAACAUGCAACACUUCCGACCCGACCACAAUUAGAUUUGUGCACCUAGGUGCUGGCGGCGUUAGUGCAGCGCAACUGGUUCCUUUUUACGAUGCUUCUGAUUCCACCCAAACUGAGUUCCAGCGUUUGAUUUCAAAUACGAGCAGCUACUUCAUCUACCAACUUCACAUUAUCAAUUAUGACGGAAUACGAGCAGUCUAUGGGUGUGGGCCAGUAACAUCACUUGCCACUAGUCAGUAUACCAUUCUACGCACUGAGCCAAUUCUGGGCUUGGCCACUGUUGAUGGUGCUAGCACUGGACUGGGUCAUCAGCCGGCCAUACCACAUGUUUUCAAUGAAGGAUCACCCAUCCCACCAGUUGUCUGUUUUCCUAAUACUGGACAGCCAACAAGGAACACGGUAACACUCAACAUAACUUAUGAUGAUGGUCGCACAGAAACAUUCCGACCACCCCCCGUUGCCAGAGGAGUAGAUUUCCCAAUCCGCAGUGCCCGGAAUUCAUCUGGGGUCUAUGUGUGCUACGCUGCGAAUGAAGCAAACACUGGCCCUUUUCCCCCUAUUGUUUUCACAUUCAAUGUAACUGUAUAUUUCCGACCUGACUUCUCUAACACUGAGCGUGAACGUUCUGUUGUUGAGGGUACCAGGCUGUUCUUGACAGUCUAUGUGUCCAGCCGUCCCGACCUGAGUGCGUUUGACUUGGUCAGUCCCAGUGGUGCAAGGUCCUCAUUGCUGUCCCAAUAUCAAGCUGCAGCACCCACCAACAAUCUAAUGACUGAGCGCAAGGUGACAGCUCUGGAUGUAGCAUCAGCGGAUUCAACUCACAAUGGUGUGUACGUGUGUGAAGCAACCAAUCAAAUUUCCGGUGGUCCAGGUUCAAGCUCAGUCAAUAUCACUGUCCGCGUUAUCAGCCCUCCCGGUGCACCACGCAACAUCACCCUUCUCUCCAACGCCUCCACCUUCAUUGAACUGUCCUACGUGCAACCGGCUGAUGAUGGAAAUUCCAAUAUCAUUGGAUACAGAGUCAUGUGUAGCACUGACUUUGGUGAUGCCAGUCGUGAAGGACAUGUCGUGGUAGCUAAUGUGUCCGCCCUCACUGCCAACAUAACGGGACUGUACGCUGGAGAGAUCUACACAUGCACAGUUGAGGCGAGAAAUGAAGCCGGCUUUGGAGCAUCGGCCUCGCGCAGUGAAAUAGAACUUCUACCGGGUGAACCGUGCGCACCAGUGGUGAUGCAGAACUUCGGGCCGGACAGCCUGUCUCUACAAGUGAUCUAUCCGUGUGACGGUGGUAAUGCUGCCACUUGCACCAUCAUAAGAUCUCCAGACGGCUUCUCAAGCGACAUGUGUACAAUUGGACAGAGGAUCAACGUGAACGACAGUACUGCCGUCGUAGGCGUGGUGUACACAUAUACCAUCACGAUAAAUAAUGGCUUAGGGCCAGUGUCCACAACGUUCAGUGCAAGUAUCAUGACCGCACCCCCCUCUCCUACAACAACAGUACAGCUGCAGAGUACCGGAUUGCCGAAUACCCCGAGUGUGGCUCCUUCAACUAUUCCUCCAACAGCAACUGUCACAGUCCAAACUACGAACGAGGCGAUUACUGAGGAAGCGAGGGGUGGAUUGUCGGGUGGUGCGAUUGCUGGGAUCAUCAUCGGCGUCAUCGUUCUCAUUGUCUUGGUCGUCCUGCUGGUUGUCAUCAUUUUAAGAAACCGUGACAAGCCGUCAGGCAAUAGCACUGCUGGUGUCAGCUACCGCAAGACCAACACCCAGGCAUCUUCUCCUCCUAAGGAUGAACUUCACUACGCAAAUGUCGACCAUGCUCACAAAGACGGAGCCAAGGGUGGAGCCGCCGCUGCUAACAAGGGAACACAGUCCACCAACUACGCCCCAUUAGACUUUGACAAGUCUGGAAAGAAGGGUGACGCCGAGAAUCCAGUAGGAGCUGCGUCCACUAUAGUUUAGGAAGGGAGACUUGGUUCCCACUAGCGUGCACAAUUGUGUUGCUGUGUGUGUGUGUGUGUGUGUGUGUGUGUGUGUGUGUGUGUGUGUGUGUGUGUGUGUGUGUGUGUGUGUGUGUGUGUGUGUGUGCUUUCGCUCGCAUGUCCGUGCGUGUGAGAGAUUCAUCUAUGUCCACGUGUUUCUUUUUCUUCUUCUUUUGCAUAUACCCCUUUCUUGUGCGUGUUCUGGGCCCUGCUCCCUGCUCCCUGUUCUUGUGCUGAUCGCCCCGUGCCAACUAGUGGUACGUGCUGUGGUGGUGGUGGUGAUGGUCGUGUGUUAUGUCGACGAUACCUCUGCUGUCCAAGCAGUGGUGACGUGUGUGUAUGUUACGUCCAUGAUGCUGCCUUUGCUGUGCAAACCGCGGCUGCCUUGAUCUGGCCCAUGUACAGUCUCCACUCUGUACGCCAUGCACCAGUAGCAUGUACAGCAGCAUCACUCUACGCCCAGCCCACGUUUCUUCAGCACAUUGCCAUGGUAGUGUGGAUUCCCCAGUUGCAAGUUCAGGCUUCCACGCGCUCAGUAGUCUGACUACUUGCUUCCUUCAAGGAAGCGCGUGCUCCAGACCUGUGGCGAGGGGCCCGGUGAACAUUGACCAGCGGUCCAUGGCUUCAUGUAUGUGCUUGAUAGCCCGUCCCGCUGCCUGCCAUGAUUGCCAUCUUCCCAGCCGUUCCCCCCGAUGCGCCCGCACUGCAAGAACCUUUCCGCUGGUCACUUCACUGCAUGUGUUUGUUUAGGGACUUGCAUGCGAAACAGCUGGAACUGCUGAUGGCAAGGAAUUCCUGCCACAAUGCACAUGCCUUACAGAAUCGGAACCUGUGUUACGACAAUAGAGAUAGCUCAAUGGUUUGACCUUGCAUUACAUAUGUCGAGAAAGAUUUGAUGACAACCGAGUCUAGAGCUUUUCAUUCCUCCUGUUUUUUAUUUGUUUUUUUGCGUGCUUGUUCUCAUUGGAGCUGUUGUGUAUGUUGUUUGGCGCAGUUUUUGUUUUUUUUGCUUGAUUGCAGGUGGCUGUCGCCUGCUGCAGCCAAACUGCUGCCCAAUCUGCUGCUGUGCUUUGUGCGUAUUUGCAUGACUUGCAUUCAAUAUUUACGUCAUCGUUUUCCCGUGUCCUGAUGCGCCUACAAACGCAAGUGUCAUUCUGUUCCUUGUGGCGCUACUCCGCUCCUGCUCAUCCAUCGGCUUCAUUUCUGGUAACAUUUCUCGUAAUAGGCCCUCUUCUUCUUUUUUUUACAUCCUUCUCUCUCCAUAUGGUGCACCCUGCGUGCUCUUCGUUUCGUCCACUGCUUAGCACUUUUUUAGCUGUUUGAUGCUGCACUCAGCAUUAAAUUUUGUGUUUGUGCACUCAACACUCCACCAUCUUGCAUAUCAUGCUGGCCACUUCUUUUUACGGAAAAAAACUGCGCUUCAUAGUGUCA
Molecule: messenger RNA, 4165 nt
Organism: Sycon ciliatum
Lineage: Eukaryota; Metazoa; Porifera; Calcarea; Leucosolenida; Sycettidae
Exons: 13
Coding region: 621-2714 (697 amino acids)
Molecular function (GO): protein binding
Source: RefSeq, a predicted model, not a curated record